GACCGGUUAGGAGCGAGCGUGCGAACAUGUUGUGGAAAGGCAAGCCUUUACAUCUGCCAUGUGUUUCUUUGGGGACAUUCAUGACGGAAAGGUUCGAUCAGCUUGGAGAAAAGGUUGCCUUGGUCGACUCGAACACUGGCCGUUCCAUGUCUUACCGCGAGCUCUCUGCCACAAUCCGACGUCUGGCCCGUGGACUUAGUAACCUCGGAUUCAAGAGAGGCGACGUUCUCUGUAUCUUCUCCCCGAAUGUCAUUGAAUAUCCAAUCGUGUUCUACGCAGUUGCCUCCCUUGGUGGUGUACUACAAGCGACCAACCCGCUCUACAAUGCAGAUGAACUCAAACACACCUUCGACAUCUGUCACAGCAAGUUCCUUCUGACCCUACCGGAUAUGCUACCAGUUGUCAAACAGGCCCAGGGUCACACCAUCCAGAAGGUUAUCGUGCUGGGUAAGGCUGAAGGGUGUGUCAGUUUCUCCUCUCUCAUCACGUCCGAUAUUUCCGAUGCACCAAUCAGCGACCGAGGCAUCGACCCGAAGAACGACGUCGCGGCAAUCUUAUUUUCUAGUGGCACGACCGGAAAACCAAAAGCGGUGCAGAUAUGCCACUAUGCAAUGACCUCCAACGUGCUACAAAUGUUGGAGCCGGGAAACCUGACUGACAAAGACUCCUACGUGACGUUCCUACCCUUCUUCCACAUCUAUGGACUUGUUACUAUCAUCUCCGCCGGCUUGUACAGCGGGGCCAAGAACGUGGUCAUGUCCAGGUUCGAGAUCCACGAGUACCUGCGCAACAUACAGGAACACAGGGCAACCGUGCUGCAUCUGGUACCCCCGGUGAUGGUUCUGCUGACCACCCUGCCUGCUGCAAGACAGUAUGACCUGGGUAGUGUCCACCGAGUCAUCUGUGGAGCAGCGCCCCUCAGUCAGGACAUCGAAGGGAAGAUUCUAAAGAUAUUCAACAUCAAACAUGUAACACAGGGCUUCGGAAUGACAGAAUGUUUGGUGACUCACUUGUCACUGGAUGAGAAGCACAGGUUCGGAUCGGUGGGGAUUGCUAUUGCAGGAGCUGAGUGUAAGAUAGUCGACCUGGAGACCGGCAAGGCCCUACCCGCAAACAGAGAGGGUGAGCUAUAUGUACGAGGACCAAGCUUGAUGAAAGGGUACCUGUCGAACCCUGUUGCCACGAGGGCCAUGAUUACCGAGGAUGGGUGGAUGAAGACAGGUGAUGUUGGCUAUGUUGAUGAUGACGGGUUUCUCUUCAUUGUUGACCGACUGAAGGAGCUCAUCAAAUACAAGGGAUUCCAGGUGGCGCCAGCUGAACUGGAGGACAUGCUGUUGAGUCACCCCGGCGUGGCAGAUGUCGGUGUCAUCGGUAUCCCGGAUGUCGAGGCAGGAGAGUUGCCCAAAGCGUUUGUUGUCAGGAAGCCGGGGUCAAGGACAACAGAACAAGAACUGCAAGAUUUUGUGAAAGGCAGGAAACACCAUUUUUUACGUACAACUGGGAGCCUGUCUUUUCCUUUAUUUGAUGUUUAUUGUAAAGUAUCGGGGACCAAAAGACUCAGGGGAGGAGUGACCUUUCUUCAAGUAAUUCCAAAGAGCGCCAGCGGCAAGAUCCUCAGAAGAAUACUUCGAGACAUGGAAAAAAACACUCGAUCAAAGUUAUGCAGAUGGCCGACACAGAUGCAGAUGACCGACACAGACGCAGAUGACCGACACAGAUUCAGAUGGCCGACACAGACGCAGAUGACCGACACAGAUUCAGAUGGCCGACAUAGACGCAGAUCACCGACAGACGCAGAUCACCGACUAGGAUGCAGAUGGCCGACACAGACGCAGAUCACCGACACAGACGCAGAUCACCGACUAGGAUGCAGAUGGCCGACACAGAUGCAGAUGACCGGCACAGACCCCUGUGAUCGUGGCCUCGCCACGGUGGUGUUUCUAGGUUUGUCAACACUUAACCGCUUUAGUGGGUUUCACCAAAUCGGUAAACUAUGA
Molecule: messenger RNA, 1997 nt
Organism: Haliotis rubra (blacklip abalone)
Lineage: Eukaryota; Metazoa; Mollusca; Gastropoda; Lepetellida; Haliotidae
Product: 4-coumarate--CoA ligase-like 7
Exons: 12
Coding region: 27-1997 (656 amino acids)
Molecular function (GO): CoA-ligase activity
Source: RefSeq, a predicted model, not a curated record